Xylaria bambusicola is the source of this 1974-nucleotide messenger RNA. RefSeq lists its product as uncharacterized. The transcript is spliced from 3 exons. The record is from RefSeq and is a predicted model, not a curated record. Bases 97 to 1881 code for a protein of 594 amino acids. NCBI's taxonomy places the organism in Eukaryota, Fungi, Ascomycota, Sordariomycetes, Xylariales, Xylariaceae.
AACUAAAAAAUUCUACCUAUAUAUGAUUUAUUACCACCAAGUCGUUACCCCCAAUACGCUUUUCUCACAUAAGGUUGGCGCAAAUCUUCUCACGCAAUGAGGCUCGUAUUUUUGAUCCUCUUAGGAGGAUGCACAGCUAUCUCACUCGACAAGGACGUCAAUGCUCGAUUCCUCGAUAUGAGAGCCGGAGGCUACAACAAGAGCCCCCGAAAGAACCUCGAAGGGACGAACGGUACCUCUCCCGUGCCACAAAUCCUAGGUCACAUCUUUAGAACUAGAGAUGAAUGCAAUAAUGGCAUAGUAGAUUGUCAAGACUAUCAGUGCGACCAAUGCGGAAGCUGUUGUGAAGGAGGUACAUGCGCCGAAAACUUCGGAAACUGUUGUGAUGAGGAUUUUCAUUGCUCUUAUGGGUUCGCGUGCUGCAGUACGGGCUGUUGCUAUCAAGACACGAGCUUUUGUUGUGAUACCUCGCCUACAGGCUGUUGUGUCCAAGGAACUGAGUGCACUGCGGAUGGCUGUGUAGGCGAACCUGCCUUUCUCAUCGAGAGUGUAACGGUCACUACUACCUUCACAUCGGUUAUUUACGACACAUCGACUAUCUAUGAUACGGCCGUGUCCACAAACGUUGGCGUUACGACCGAGUUCGUUACGAGUACAGUCACACGCGACAAUAUCGAAAUUGCAACCGUCACCAAUUAUGUCACUUCGACAAAAAUCGAGAAGCGGUUCCUACCAGAGGAUGCCAAAAGGACCGAACAGCCCGAAGAAAGGAGACAGCGCCCAACGCCUCCUGCUCCUGCUCCUAGCCCUACAGCAGCACGAGGUCUCAGAGUAUUACGCGAUAGCCUCGAAAACAUCGGAUUAUUGCCGAAGAGGGAUGUGACGUCCUAUAUAUAUGACUACGUCUUCGUCUGGGACACUUAUACGAGCGACAUAUACGAGACAAGUACGGUAGCAACUGAAAUUAAUUCCAUGACUACAGAGUAUUCGACAAUCAUUUCCACCGUCUUCAAAGAUGCGAAGAGCACAACAACAGUGGAGUCAACCAUUGUUGUGACAUCGACUGAAGAUGCUACACCAACUUCUGAAUCUUCAUCACGGGACAAAUCAACAGAACCAGUCAUUACGAGGACGUCGAACCAAAUUAUCGUUAAGACUACGUUUGUAGUGGGUGUAACGAACUCGGGAGAUGACGGACCAGUUACGGAAACAGCAUUUAUUGAUGCCGGAGGCGCAAGUAGCCAGGUGGUAGAGACACCUGUCAGCACCACCUCAUCAACAAGUGGCACAGUCGGAUCAACUCCCAGCCCUGAACCUAGCACCUCAAGCAAAAAGAGUGAUUUGAGCACUGGGGCAAAGGCAGGAAUUGGAGCUGGCGCAGGUGCGGCAGGCUUAGCUCUAUUAGGUGCCCUUGUAUUCUUCGCACUUGGAAAGCGAGGCCGUUCAACGUCCAGGACAUCCAGCGACAACAUCCAAGCACCGAUGGCACCGAGUACAGUAUCUACUUGGACACCGCCACCUCCUCCGGCUCGAUACUCUCAUCUUGACGGCCGUGAAGUGUCGUACACAGAGAGAGCGGCGGCAUUGGCUCGUUCCAUGGAAGCCAUGCGUAACCCUAACUCGUCCCCAAACAUCCAGGCCUAUCAGCCAUCAAGUAACUUUAGCCCAAGCAGUCGGGGUGCUUCUCCCUCUGCGCCCUCGGAACUCAUGAUGGGAUAUGAGAGCCCUCGGGAGGGUAGGCAGGAAAUGGGUGGCACAACGGAGAAUAUGGGAUGGUCCAUGGGACCCAACACAGUGCCUGAUCCGCAGUAUCACGAGAUGCCUGCCUCUCCCGAGCCGAGCCGUGCGCAGCAUCCUAGACAAGGUUAUGCACGGUAUUAGCUGAUUCUCCGAGUUCUAUCUUAUUUAGAUACAUAAUGUAUAAUUUUUCGCUUGGACAUAGAGCACUUGCUGUCACAUAUAUGUCAAUACACA